Messenger RNA from Pectinophora gossypiella (pink bollworm), 399 nucleotides. It is a transcript of the gene RpL38, whose product is annotated as 60S ribosomal protein L38. Gene Ontology annotation, cellular component: cytosolic large ribosomal subunit; ribosome. Gene Ontology annotation, molecular function: structural constituent of ribosome. The record is from RefSeq and is a predicted model, not a curated record. The transcript has 4 exons. Gene Ontology annotation, biological process: translation; protein-RNA complex assembly. Bases 154 to 366 code for a protein of 70 amino acids. Lineage: Eukaryota; Metazoa; Arthropoda; Insecta; Lepidoptera; Gelechiidae.
CUAAUUAAAAUCUGUGUUAAUCUGUAUUUAGAGAAUAUUUUUAAUUUUAUUUUUUACCUUACUUUGAUAUAAUAAAGGUUUUGUCAGUGAUUAUUGGUUUAUUUCCAUUAAUAGUAAGUGUUUGUUUCAGUGAGUGGAAUUUGCAAGUUCAACAUGCCGCGUGAGAUCAAAGAUAUCAAAGACUUUCUGUUGAAAGCACGCAGGAAAGAUGCUAAAUCGGUAAAGAUAAAGAAGAACCCUGAGAAUGUGAAGUUCAAAGUCCGCUGCUCCCGCUUCCUGUACACGCUGGUCAUCACUGACAAAGAGAAGGCAGAGAAGCUCAAACAGAGCUUACCUCCCGGUCUCCAGGUUAAGGAAGUGAAAUGAAGUGACUAGUUAAUAAAAACAAUAUAAAAAUCA